This is a messenger RNA of Pantherophis guttatus, 2166 nucleotides long. The record is from RefSeq and is a predicted model, not a curated record. NCBI's taxonomy places the organism in Eukaryota, Metazoa, Chordata, Lepidosauria, Squamata, Colubridae.
UCUGACUUGAUGAGCGGCGCCUCUUUUCAGAACUUCCUCCGUUCCUUUGGAAUAUCUGUGUGCAGAUGGGCUGGCUCUUUUCUUCCCUAGAGAGCAGCAGCCUGAAAUUUUGGACUAUAUUUCCCAUUAGUCCCUACUAGCUGAUUAGGAAUUGCUGGUGGAGACUUGCCUGCCUGCCUCUCCUUUACACCCUUACCACACAGAAUGGAUCCAUCUGAGUCCUUCUUUCCAUGUGGAUUUUAAGCUGAUCUUCAGUGCCAGGCUCUGAGUGCCAGAGCAAGGGUGGGGGGGAGAGAGGAUGGGCAUGGAAAUCCAUCCCUUGGCACAAUGCCAUGCAAACAGAGCAGCCUUUCUCACUUUUGGGAACUUUAAGAUGGGUGGAUUCCAGGUAGCUGGGGAAUUCUGGGGGUUGAAAUCCACCCAUAAUUUCCCAAGGGUGAGAAACACUAAGAUAGAAUAUAUAUAUUGUGUGCCUUAUUUUUUUUUUCCCAGCUAGAACUCCAGCCAUUGCUCCCUCCCUCUUGUUGAUAUGGCAGAAGUGGGUGAAGACCCUGCUGUAUUUACCACGGAUGCUCUGCCUUCUGAUAUCAGGCUCCUCCCAACAUUGACCAACGCCUAUCUGGGCACCCGAGUCUACAGGGACAUCGUUCAUGUUAACGGGGUGUACAAUGGAGAAGUUGGGGACACACAUCGGGCUGAUCUCCCCAGUCCCCUUAAUGUCAAAAUGGAUGUGGAUGGGGCUGAUGAUUUGAGGGAGACCUUCUCUUUGGACACCAGGAUAGGGACGUAUAUCCAUACAGCUCAGUGCUCAGAAUAUACAGCUACUCACACAGUCUAUGCCCACCAGUCUCUUGUCCACCUUCUGGCUUUCAGCAUAACAAUCGCAAGAUCAGCUCUCGAAACUAAACCCAUCACAGUGAAUCUCCACACCCAGUUCAAACCAGAGAGUCCAGACCUGGACUUGCAGAAAGGGCCAGAUUUCCUGGGAGCUCACUAUCUAUAUGGAAAGACAUUGGUCCCAGAAGUAGAGGGUGGCCCCCAGCCUACUGUACACAUGAUCUGGACCCCGGUGCCCCAAUCAGUGACCCUCCCUGGAGACCAGAAGGAGCAGAGAUGGGAGUUCCUCACUGCCCUAGCAGAGUCUGAAGAGGUUGUGCAAAGGACCUUUUGUGAAGGGAUGUCCCUGAUUGGCUCUGGUUCCUUAUAUCUGUCUCACACCCAGGCAUGGGCAGCACUCUGGGACGGCUGCUGUGUAGAUGUGGACGGGCCUCUUCCCUUCAGCCAGGCCAUAUAUGGCUGCCUGUAUUACCUGCUGAGUGCCAUUCCUCCUCUGGGCUCUGCGAACGUCCCUUUCUCUGGAAUCAGCCCAGGAGGCCUUUCCAACGGCACAUCCGGUGAAGACUACUGGGGCCAUGUCUUCUGGGACCAGGAUACCUGGAUCUACCCGAACAUCCUGCUUUUCUAUCCAGAAGCGGCUUGUGCUAUCUUAAAAUACAGGAUCCAAACACUAGAGGGAGCUCUACACAAUGCACGGGAACAAGGAUACAAGGGUGCAAAGUUUCCCUGGGAGAGUGCGGCAACGGGCCGAGAGGUCUGCCCUGAGAAAAUUUAUGGAGACGAGGAGAUCCACAUCAAUGGAGAUGUGAUGCUGGCAUUCGAGCAAUAUUUCUGCAUCACUCAGGACUUGAAGCUCUUUCAGCAGGAAGGUGGCUAUGUAGUCCAGGCCAUUGCUCAAUACUGGUGCAGCCGAGUUGUGUGGAACUCUGAGGAAGGAAACUAUCACAUUGUUGGUGUUAUGCCCCCAGAUGAAUAUCAUUGCACUGUAGAUAAUUCUGUCUAUACAAAUGCAGUUGCCCAGAGGAGCUUGAAAUUUGCAAUUGACUUGGGCUCCCAAUUGCAUUUUGUUGUGCCCGGAGAGUGGAAGGAGAUUAUGAAGAAACUUAAAGUGCCUUUGGAUAAGAGCAGAUGUUAUCAUCCAGAAUAUGAUGGAUAUUGUCCAGCAGCUGCACCUUUGCUUCCUGUACAUCAAGAUUCUUUGACAUAAGUAGAGGCUUUCUGUAUCCCCUUCGCCAUCAAAGGUAAUGUGGUAUGAAAACAAGAGGUUCCAUUUCCUUGGUGAUUGCCAUCCCACAUCUUGGUCACCUCAGAGUUUUGCUUCAUGCCUCU